GUUUAUCUCCGUCCGCCUUCUCUCCCACCUAAGUGUGUGCCGCCACUCGAUAGAAGAUUCGAUGGACAUGGACAUGAGCCCCCUGAGGCCCCAGAACUAUCUUUUCGGUUGUGAACUAAAGGCUGACAAAGAUGAUCACUUUAAGGUGGAUAAUGAUGAAAAUGAACACCAGUUAUCUUUAAGAACAGUCAGUUUAGGGGCUGGUGCAAAGGAUGAAUUGCACAUCGUUGAAGCAGAGGCAAUGAAUUACGAAGGCAGUCCAAUUAAAGUAACACUGGCGACUUUGAAAAUGUCUGCACAGCCAACGGUUUCCCGUGGGGGCUUUGAAAUAACACCACCAGUGGUCUUAAGGUUGAAGUGUGGUUCAGGGCCAGUGCAUAUUAGUGGACAGCACUUAGUAGCUGUGGAGGAAGACGCAGAGUCAGAAGAUGAAGAGGAGGAGGAUGUGAAACUCUUCAGUAUAUCUGGAAAGUGGUCUGCCCCUGGAGGUGGUAGCAGGGUUCCACAGAAAAAGUAAAACUUGCUGUUGAUG
Molecule: messenger RNA, 532 nt
Organism: Symphalangus syndactylus (siamang)
Lineage: Eukaryota; Metazoa; Chordata; Mammalia; Primates; Hylobatidae
Product: nucleophosmin-like
Biological process (GO): ribosomal large subunit biogenesis; regulation of centrosome duplication; positive regulation of transcription by RNA polymerase II
Cellular component (GO): ribonucleoprotein complex; nucleolus; centrosome
Molecular function (GO): RNA binding; histone binding; chromatin binding
Source: RefSeq, a predicted model, not a curated record